GCCAACGACGACGUUUCUCGUCUGGUCAGCGGGCACUGCUACAAGCUUUGUGCGAGUCAAUACAUUCUCACAGUUCCAGCCUUCCAGAUUCAGAGGGUCUGAGAGAAACCUCAAGACAAGCCUCAAGGAAGCAAAAGAUGAUUGACGAUCAAGGCUUGGGUUUUAUUGCCAAUUAUCUUGGCAUUUUCAUUUUUGCUUUGGUUAUAUUAUACCAUUUGGUCACAGCCGACCCCAAACAUGAAGGCAGCUAGGCAUUUUCAUUUUUGUGAUGCACUUUGAUGCACUGAAAUUUGAAGUUUGAUUUGGUUUUGUUGACUGAUCUGUUGCAUCAUUAUGUAUAACUUAAUCACAAUGGAAUAGUAAUGUCGUGACUUCUGCCAACAUAUUUUUCAGUUUUAGAGACAUGCGCUAUGUAUGGCAGUAGUUUUCUUUUUC
Messenger RNA from Neltuma alba, 435 nucleotides. Its product is annotated as dolichyl-diphosphooligosaccharide--protein glycosyltransferase subunit 4A-like. Bases 138 to 251 code for a protein of 37 amino acids. The transcript is spliced from 2 exons. The record is from RefSeq and is a predicted model, not a curated record. NCBI's taxonomy places the organism in Eukaryota, Viridiplantae, Streptophyta, Magnoliopsida, Fabales, Fabaceae.